Oryzias melastigma (Indian medaka) is the source of this 9262-nucleotide messenger RNA. RefSeq names its product sidekick cell adhesion molecule 1a (gene sdk1a). Gene Ontology annotation, biological process: cell-cell adhesion. Lineage: Eukaryota; Metazoa; Chordata; Actinopteri; Beloniformes; Adrianichthyidae. The coding region runs from base 1324 to 7878 and encodes 2184 amino acids. The transcript has 46 exons. Gene Ontology annotation, molecular function: protein binding. The record is from RefSeq and is a predicted model, not a curated record.
GAGACUUCAAGAAAGAAAGUCAGUGAUUUCGUUGCCGUAUGAGUUUGAAACAGACCUAAAUAUGACCGAAAUAGCUGCAGGAAAGAGAGCGCGUGCCAUGGCUAUUUGGGUAUAAGAGCCAUCUCUCUCCCUCAAGUCUGCGUCGAGCAGAGGAGGGUGGCAGGUGUUCAGCUGAGGGAGACAUCGGCUCAGUGGGCUCUCCCAGCCGAAACAGGGAGACCGAGACAGGAGAAACCGCCUGAAACGUCACUUAUUUGGGAGGGAAAACUCCAGUAAGUAAAUAUGACGCAUUUGUAACGCUUUGGAGUGAGUGCUGGUAGCUUUUCACGACCGUCAAGGACUCCGGACAAAUGCAGGAGGCUCCUGUGUCGCAGCGGUGGAGUAACACUGUUGCACGUACUAGCGACUGUUCUCCCCGUUAGACCCGAAAAAAUACAACAAUUUUUACCCCCCCCAGGCAGGAGUGAAUCCAUGCCAAGACGGAAAACUGCCAGAAAUAGUUGUACUGGGGUAUUUGUUGUUGCUUUAUUACCUGUUGUGUGAGUAUAAUUCGAGCGCGCGCGCAUCACGGACUUGUUAGCUUAACAGGAAUCCUCGGAGGGAGUCCCCACUCUGGAAGCUGGAAGUUGCUGCAGUUUUCCCGCAGAAAACAAACAAGGAGUUAAAAAGUUAAACUGGAAACACAAGUUUGAGCCUCAGAUAAGUGUCUGAAUCCAUCGUCGCUUCAACGUCGCUGCUGGAGAGGACUCGAGGGGGCACUUCUCACACUUUGCAGACCACAUCCGACGGCUUUCCGUAGAGCUGAUAAGUGGAUUGACUCGACUUUUCUGUGUUUUUUAUUUAUAUUUGAGGGUGUACAGUUAUUUUUUAAUCGCUUCUAUGUUAAUGCGAACUCACGGGACAAAUCCCCGCUGAAGACAUCACAACAAACAACCGUGGAUUGGAGAUAUAUAAGCCGAUCAGUAAAACACACUCAAAUGUAUUAAUUUUUUUGUUGCUCGGAUCAAUCCCAAUGAAAAAUCACUGCUCUGUGAAGCAGACUCUGGAGCUGCAGUUGUAAAUUUCGUCUCCCUCCCUCACUAAAGCUGCACCACAGAGGGAAAGUACUCAGUCCUUCUCCUGCCUCUCAUUCACUCCACUGCCCGCCGAGUUUUGGACGUCGGAGCCGGGCGCUGAGACGCGAGGAUCCCGGUAGAAGCAACUGUUUUUUGUACUCCUGGAGCUCCCGUUUUUUUGUUCAUCGCUGCUGAGGACGGUACUCUAUUCCCGCACGAGGCAGGGACAGUUGUAGGCGGAGAGCAACCGGCGGACACUGCCCGGAGGAUGAAGCCGCGAGGUACCCGGAGAGAACCCCGCGUGCGCGCGGAGGAAGCCCCCGCGCGGGGCACGCACGUGCGGAUGAGCACCGGGACGGCCCGUAGCGGGAGCCGGCGACUGUUUCUUCACCUCCUGCUCCUCCUCGGCACCAGCUGCCACAUGUUGCACGGUCAAGAAGUGGCUCCCUACUUACAAGGGGUUGGGCGGGCGCAGCAGGUGGUGCUGGAAGGAAACAGACUGGUGCUGACCUGCCCAGCUGGAGGCAGCUGGCCUCUGCACUACCGCUGGACUCUUAACAACAGCAACAUCACCGACUGGACAUUACAGAACAGGUUGUCUAUUUCAUCCUUGAAGAGGAGUGAUGCCGGUCUGUAUCAGUGUAUGGUGAGAAACAGGAUGGGAGCACUAAUACACAGGAAGACAGAAGUGCAUGUGGCCUUUUUGGGGAAUUUCUCCGGUAAGGAGCAGAGAAACACUGUGAGUCAAGGCCGAGCCGCCGUCAUCAGCCCACCUCCUCUUGCUUCUUUUCCUCAACCCCUGAUCACAUGGUAUAAAGAUGGACACAAAAUCAUCCCCAACAACCGAAUAGCAGUCACUUUGGACAAUCAGCUCGUUGUCUUGGCAACCACUGCAUCGGAUGCUGGAGGCUAUCACGCCGAAGCGCUGAAUGAGAUGACAGGGGAGAAUGUGACAAGCCCCACUGUCUACCUGAGCAUUUCAGUUGCCAAGAAAAACCGCGGGUCAACAGAUUCUGAGUCAGAGCUCGUGGCUCCAACAAUCGUGAUUGGUCCUAAGAACACAACAGUUGUGGUGGGGCAGGGGGCCACUCUGGAGUGCAUUGCCAACGCCAGACCAGUUGAUGGCCUUACGGUUUCAUGGAAACGUGAUGGGCGUUGGCUGGCCACCGGGCGUCAGCUCGUUAUUCCUUCCCCAGCCUUUUCCGACACAGGGUUAUAUGUUUGUGAAGCACUGCUUAGCAACAGCACUGCCAAACCUAUUGAAGCAAAGGCACACCUCACUGUCAUGGAACCACCUUUGCUGACUGUUCAACCCAAAAGUAAAAUAUUUGCGGAUCUGGACAAGAAUGUAGACAUCCCAUGUCAAGCCUCAGGUGUGCCCCUGCCCCGGAUAGAGUGGUAUAAGGACGCCGUCCCUCUCUCCAAACUGGCCAAUCCUCGCUACAGAGUCAACACAGCCACCGGGCUGACAGUACGCAGGGUGCAGCCAGGAGACGGAGGAAUAUUCCAGUGCUUUGCUCGCAGCUCUGCAGGGGAGACUCAAGCGCACACAGAGCUCCUUGUCUCCAGUGUGGGCCCCAUAUUUAGAUUCCCACCUUCUGACCAAACUGUAACUGAGGGAGACACGGUUGUGUUCGCCUGUGAGAACAGCGGAGCUCCCAAACCGGCUAUUACCUGGAGGAAAGGUUUACAGAUUGUCGCUAGCGGUUCUGUACAGGUUCCCAGAUUCACACUGCUGCAGUCUGGUGGCUUGCAGAUUAAACCAGUCAGUUUCCAGGAUUCAGGACAGUUCACCUGCAUCGCGUCCAACUCAGAGGGAAGCAUCAAUGCUACCGCUGCCCUCACCGUCUGGAGACGCACGUUCCUCUCUGUGCCCCCAGCAGACCUGCGUGUGAUUAAAGGAACCACUGCAGUUCUUGAAUGCAACGCCACCCAUGACUCCAGAAUCAAUAUUAGCUUCAAGUGGGAUCGUGGUGGUGUGCCAGUUCUUCCAAGCGGCGGUGGGCGUGUCUCUGUGCGCCAGGGCUCACUCUCUAUUGGGCAGACUUGGUCAGGUGACAUCGGGGACUACACCUGCACUGUGACAUCACAGGCUGGCAAUGACUCCCACACUGCACGCCUUGAAGUCAUCGAGCUGCCACAUUCCCCUCGCUCCCUGACGGCUCGUCUGAACGAUUCCGACUCCCGCUCCGUCCUCCUGUCCUGGCUGCGCCCCUUCGACGGGAACUCCCCCCUCCUGUACUACGUGUUGGAGCUCUCUGAGAACAAUUCUCCAUGGAAAGUUUACUUAUCUGAGGUUGACCCUUCAGUGACCGAGGUAUCCGUCGGCGGGCUCACGCCUGCCAGAACCUACCAAUUCAGGCUCUGUGCUGUCAAUCAAGUUGGCAGGGGUCAGUACAGCGCUGAAACGCAGAGAUUGAUGCUGCGUGAGGAGGCCCCCAGUGCACCGCCAAAGAACAUUGUUGCCAGUGGUCGCACAAACCAGUCCAUUAUGGUUCAGUGGCAGCCUCCUCCAGAACCAGAGCUGAACGGGGUCCUUCGAGGUUAUGUACUCAGAUAUCGCCUGGCCGGCCUGCCGGGGGACUACCAGGAGAAGAACAUCAGCAGCCCGGAAACAAACUACUGUCUGCUGAAAGAUCUCAUCAUCUGGACUCAGUACCAGAUCCAGGUGGCAGCCUUCACCGGAGCUGGUUUGGGGGUCUACAGCAGUCCUGUCACUGAGUACACGCUGCAAGGAGUUCCCACGGCACCUCCGCAGGAAGUGGAAGUUGUUGCACUUAAUUCAACAACCAUUCGCUUCACGUGGAACCCUCCGCCACAACAGUUCAUCAACGGCAUCAACCAGGGAUACAAGCUGAUGGUCUGGCCCGAGCAGUCUCCAGAGGACAUGAAGACAGUAACCAUCACUCCAGACUACCCCAGUUUGCGGCACACAGGACUAGUGUCCGGGUUGAAAAAGUUUACCUGGUACUAUGGCUCCACCCUCUGCUUCACCACACCUGGGGAUGGUCCUCGCAGCCCCCCCACCCUCCUGCAGACACAUGAAGACACACCUGGACCAGUCCACCAGCUUAGCUUCACUGAAAUUUUGGACACUACUGUUCGAGUCAGCUGGGCGGAGCCUAAGGAGAAGAAUGGAAUCGUCACUGGCUACACAUUGUGGUGGGAAGUACCUGGCAUUGAGUCGAGUCUUGUGGAGCGGUCCUUGUCCAACUCCACCCUGCAGUACCGGCUGACAGGCCUGAACUCCACCACCAAGUACACAAUCCAAGUGGCCGCACUCACAGCAGCAGGGCAGGGCGUGGUCACAUCCUCCACCAUCUCCACUGGAGUUCCACCAGAACUUCCUGGUGCCCCUUCUAACUUGGUCAUCUCCAACAUCAGCCCUCGUAAAGCAUCUCUUAAAUUCAGACCUGGUCCUGAUGGGAAGACCACCAUAUCGAGAUGGAUAGUAGAAGCCCAGGUUGUAAAGGAGGACGGUAAAGAGGACCCAUGGAGAGUCGUUUACGAGGAGAACCAUCCGGACGCAGACACAUUAGAAAUCCCCAACCUGACUCCAUUCACUCAGUACAGGUUCAGGAUGCAGCAGGUGAACAUUGUUGGUUCUAGUCCCAUGAGCGCCCCCUCUAGGCUGAUUCAAACACUACAGGCUGCCCCUGACACACACCCGUCCAACCUCCGCCUUGUGUCAGCAACACAGACCAGCCUACGUUUCAGCUGGAAGCCUCUUCCAGCAUCUGAAUACAACAGCAGCCCAGAAACGGUGGGGUACAGGCUGCGUGUGCGGAGGACAGAUGGUCAGGGGAAGGACAGAACACAGGAUGUGCAGGGUGGAGUAAACAGCACUGAUGCCACUGUGGAGGCCCUGAGUCCCUGGACCCAGUACCACAUUCAAAUACAAAGCUUCAACUCAAUAGGAGCGGGACCGUGGAGCAGCACUGUUGAAGCACGCACAGCCGAAUCUGCUCCGUCUGGAUCACCUGUGAAUGUAACUGCUGAGGCAGUGAGUUCCUCCAAGAUCAUGCUCACCUGGUCUGCUCUUCCUCAGACACAAAGGAACGGAGUCAUCCUUGGGUAUAAGGUGAUGUACAGUGAAAAAGACCUAGAAGAUCCUCCUUCUGUGCUGGUGGUACAAGGAGAAGGAAAUUUGACCGUCCUACUUGGAGCUCUCCAAAAGUACACAGUGUACGUGCUGCAAGUGUUAGCGUUUACACGUAUUGGUGAUGGGCCUCUCAGCAACCCAGUUCUGCUCAGAACCAAAGAAGAUGCUCCAGGCCCUCCUGUUCGCAUGUUGUUUCCAGAAGUUCGACUGACAUCAGUUAGGGUGGUCUGGCAACCCCCAGCGCUCCCCAACGGCAUCAUAUUAGGCUACCAGAUAUCCUACCGCCUGGACCGUAAGGAUCCUCAGCGAUGGACCACGGUUGAAGUGGGUUCCAACGCUCGCCAGUUCACCGUCACGGGACUUUUGUCUGAGCAGACCUACGUGUUCCAUCUUACGGCUCGAACCGCCGUGGGCUGGGGCGAUCGACAGGAGGCCCUGGUGGUUACCACUGAGCGCAGAGAGCGUCCUCAACCACCCAAGAAGUUGGCCGCCCCCCAGGAUGAGGUUGAAGCUCGCCGACUUCACCUGUACUGGGGAAUCAGUGGUUCAGGCUCCUCCCCUCUGAGAUACUUCACUCUGCAGCUCAGGGAACUACCCAACGGGACUUGGAAGACCCACACCACCAACAUCCCGCACAAUGUGACCUCCUGGACUGUGGACAGACUGAAGCCCUUCUCCUCAUACAAGUUUCGGAUGGUGGCCACCAAUGAUGUUGGAGACAGCCUCUUCAGCAAGGAGACAGAUGCUGUUACGACUCUGCAGGACGUUCCUAAUGAGCCUCCAGUGAUCCUCUCAGUAAAACCGACGACAACUACUUCAGUGCUGGUCCAGUGGAAGCGUCCCAAGGAAGAAAGUAUCAACGGGGUUUUGGCUGGAUACAGACUGUAUUACAGAGAGCUUCCAGCAAACGCAUCCAGUUUCCUACAGACAGAAGUGCAAACAACCAAAAACACCACAAGUGCCCUCAUUACAGCCAAGAGCACCUUUAAGACCGUCAGCAGUGCCUCACUCACAGAGUUUGAAUUGACACAACUAAAGAGGUUCACUCGCUAUCAGAUUGUUAUGACAAGCUACAACAUCAUCGGAGAAAGCCCCCCAUCCACUGCAGUGGAGGUGUCUGUGGGAGAAGCUGCUCCAUCGGUGGCGCCUCAGUCUAUCAAAGUGUCAGCGGUGUCUCCCACCAGCCUGGAAGUGACUUGGGACAUGCCCCCCCCUGAGACCCAGAAUGGACUCAUCCAAGGAUAUAAGGUUCACUACUGGGAGAGAGACAAGCAGAACCAGACUGAAAAAGUGAAAGUGAUUUUUGUCCCAGAAACCCGUGUGCACCUCCACAACCUGACCAGCUACACACCUUAUCUGGUUACCCUGACCGCCUUCAACACCGCUGGAGACGGACCGCCGAGCGACCCCCGUGGGGCUCGGACCCGGCAGUCUGCUCCCAGCCAACCGAGCUUCCUGUCCUUCUCUGAAGUGACAGGAGGAAGUGUCAACGUGUCCUGGGGGCCCCCGCUCACCCCUAAUGGACAAGUGGAGGGCUAUCGGGUCAUGUAUCAGCCCACUGCGCCUGUGCAAGGAGUGAGUAAAGUGGUGACGGUGGAUGUGAAAGGCAGCUGGCAACGAUGGCUGAAGGUUCGGGAUUUGAUCAAAGGAGCAACAUACACGUUCAGCGUUCAGGCUCUCACAAUCAGCCAUGGGCCUCCAGUACGAGCAAACAUCAGCGCUCAGCCUGUGAAAGGCUCCCCCGGGUCGCCUGUGGAGGUUUCCAUCACUAAGACGUCCUCUGCCCUCACCCUCCACUGGUCAGAGGGUGAUAACGGCGCCGCUCCUGUGACUGGAUACGUGAUUGAGGCUCGUUCCUCAGACGAGGGAGUGUGGGACUCCUUCAUCAGACAUCUUCCUCAGAGCAGCAGGUCUGCCUCCGUGCCGCUGGAGCGCCUGAGGUCAGGGAUUAGCUACGAGUUUCGAGUUAUUGCUCUUAAUCGCUUUGGCUACGGACAGCCGAGUACGCCCUCUGCUGCUCUCGCAGCUCUGUCAGAGCGUCCUUUUUAUGAGGAGUGGUGGUUUCUGCUGGUCAUGGCUCUGGUGGGGCUAAUCCUCAUUCUGGUCCUGGUCUUCACUCUGCUGCUGCAUGGACACAGCAGCAAGUACAAAGCCUGUGGCUCAGGUAAACACAUAACAGCAGGAGAGGAAUCGGUCACACUCGACAACGGGGGCUUCGCUGCUCUGGAGCUGAACAGCAGGACGCUUAACACCAAGAACUCCUUCCUGAAAAAGAACGGGACCAGGUCUCCUCCCAGGCCCAGUCCAGGAGGCCUUCACUACUCUGAUGAGGACAUCUGUAACAACUAUAAUGGGGCUGUGCUCACAGAGAGCACCACGCUCACAGAGAAGCCCACCGAGGCCUCUGAGUCAGAGUUAACAGACAGCGACUAUGAGGACGAGCAGCCAAAGCACUCCUUUGUGAACCACUACAUGAGCGACCCCACCUACUACAACUCCUGGAAGCGGCAGCCCAAAGGUCUGAAGGGGAUCGGCUCCUCUUUCGGCUACGAGGAGUGCGCCACUGCAGACACUGAGCCCUACUACCAGACCGUUGUGACCCAGCACAGCACAGGUGGAGCGUACACGCCCACAGGGCAGCCCGCUCACACGCACGUCAACCCCAACACCAACCCGCCAGGGUCCCGCACGCCUGUGACGGGAUUCUCCUCCUUUGUUUGACUCUUGAGAUAAAAAUCUGCACAAAGUAAUACGCGCACAUACACAUGGAAGGAGGCGAGGGGGGCGACUGUGGAGAUCUGGACUUCAGAACUUCUAACAGAACAGCCAGUGAUGCCGCAGAGAACUAAAGUUCCCCUCUCCCCUCGUUCAUGAAGAACCAGUCCAGAACGUGUGUGUUCUUUCAGUGUUCUAAGCCUCUGUGUCACCGUUCACACGCUGUUCUUGUUUGCCACACAUUCUCACUGGCAUGUCCCACAUGAUGCCCACACCGCCGCAGAGACUCUGCAGCAAGAACCGGGAGCAACGACCACGUCCAUCCAUUUCCAGUUUACACUGGAGCCAAAGGAAGCUGGGAUUUCUGCACAAAACUCCUCCUUAGCUUCCCCAAUGUACACUUAAGUGCACACAUCUACAGCUGUGCUCCCUAAUGGGUCAUUUCAGCCCCCCCUCCUACUGAGAGACAGGAGCUCAUCUGCAGGUGGCGCAGAGAGGAGCAGCUUUUGCUGACAGGCUGCUUCAUGCACAGAACUCCAAGCUGUCGGCUAGCAAAGAUCCCCCACCCCGAGAAGAACAGAAACAAUCACCAUUUUUAAACUUGAAACGGACAGAGUGAGUGUGAGCAGAUGUUCUUCAGGACUUUCUCAUCCUCACGUGACGAAUGGUCUGAGAGCAAUGUGCGAUGUUUGGAUUGGAAAAUACUGAAAGUGUGUUUUUUUACUGUUUACUGCCUGUUGUCCUUUUACCGCAGCCUUCCAAGCCAUAAUGCUUGCACUGAGCCAAAACCCCCAACCAUUACCUUUAGUCUGUUCACUCUUUUUUACAGGUCUGAGUGUGACACGUGUGAGCACUUGCAUGCGUGUAAAAUGGCUCUGUUUCACCUUUGACGCCUCCUCCUCUGUCCGUGUUGUUCAUCGCAAAAGCAACGUGUGCCAUCGUGUGUGUUUAUAUUUUGAAACUGGAUUUUGUACAGCAAAACCUCCUUUAAGUUCCUGUUCUGUUCGUAGUUCAGUUAUGUUUUUGUAUUCCAAAAUGCUCUGAAGAACGUUUACUUUGAGUCGAAAAUGAGAGGAAUAUUUUGAUGAAAUUUGUCUUAAAAAAUAAGCAACAAUCACAAAGUUCCUGUUAGAAUUGCUGGUACAAAGUUGAAGGAGUUUACAAAGUAUUAUUUUUGUCCAGUAUACUUCUAAUCAAAAAUGAUGGUGGUACUCCUCCUUCACAAACAAGACUGACACUUGUGUAUAUUGAACUUCUCUUUGGCCAGAGAUGACACUCAUAUGUGUUUUCUUCAUGUAUGAUUUGAAGGGUCUUCAUGCAGCCAGAUGCUUUCCUCCUUCUGUCACGCCUGUUUUGGCCCCAUAGAGUGUGAAUAAAUUAUUGUUGUAUA